CUCAGUGCGUUUCGAGCCUCCGUGCCGAGCUGACGUUCACGUGGUUUUUGCGUCUACUUGACACCCGUACAUGUCAUACACCCAAUAUGGCAACAGGAUAGUGAACCGCGUGUGGAAUAGUGAUUGUGAAUCGGAUUUGACGGUUGUCUUUGAUGUUUGGUCGGUCAGUUGACUGACUAGAAAGCAUGGCUUGGGACGGUUUUUAAUUGGAUUGCGGUUAAAAAUACUUGUGAUAAUCGUGAACUGUUUAAAAAAAAUCGAGUCUAAGAGAUGUCGUCGUAAUUGCGUCGAAGUUUUUCAAAAGAACGCGCGCUUGCAAUCGGAGCGCUAUCGAAACAUCGUUCGAUUUUCGAAUAAAAAUGCUGGCCGUAAAGAAUUUCUUCAUGCCUGAGAAGCGGGUCGACUCGCCCCGAUUCUCGAGGAUGCCCGAAGCAUUGAUGAGGUCCAUUAGGAGGAGGUCGUUAAGGGUGAAGAGGACCAAGUCGCUGGUGCUUGUCAGCGAGAAAAGGAAGUCCGAUUCAUUCGUCAACAGCCAAGAAUGGACGGCCGCGCGAGGUGUCACGGAAUUACGAGUUGGCGUCUUAGGGUCGCCGGACAGCGGAAAAUCUGCGUUAGUCCAUCGGUAUCUAACAGGGGCAUACAUGCAAGAAGAAAGUCCAGAAGGCGGCCGCUUCAAAAAAGAAGUGAUCAUCGAUGGACACAGCUACCUCCUGCUCAUACGGGACGAGGGGGGCUCUCCGGAGAUGCAGUUUACUGCCUGGGUCGACGCCGUGAUCUUCGUAUUUAGUCUCGACAACGAGGUCAGCUACAACACAGUUUCCAACUACUUUAACAAAAUGUCUCACUAUCGAAACUCCGCCGAGAUACCGAUCAUUUUGGUUGGAACACAAGAUGCCAUAAGUGAAAGUAGUCCACGCGUCGUGGACGACAACCGCGCUCGCAAGCUGUCAAAUGAACUGAGAAGAUGCUCAUACUACGAGACCUGCGCUACGUACGGAUUGAAUGUCGAGCGCGUGUUCCAAGAUGCGUGUCAGAAGAUCGUUGGUUCGAGGUUGUCGGCAUCGCAGCAAUGCCUGGCGGGAUCGCGACCUGUGACGCCUCAGCCCUUGCCAAACUCCCCCAGUCACAAUCAUUCCACAUUCCUCUAUAAGGACUCACUCCCGCGAGGCCACCACACCCUCUCUGCCUCAUCGCACCACCUCCACCGAGGUGCCUCAUCGUUCGACGCCUCCUCAAACAGCAGCGGCAUCUCGUCGACUCAUGUGGUGGAGAUCCACAGUACUAAUGGGUCGGAUACGUCUUCGCGAUGGGGGAAUUCGCUUGGGAGCCACGGGUCGAGUUCUGGUCUCGUGUCUAUUGCGACUGAGAAUAAUAAUGUGAAGUUUACGCAGCCGCACUGCUUAGACAACCUCCAAGUAAAAGACAAAGACCUACCAACACCAUCGUCCACACCUACCACAUCCAGAAAAUCACGAAGAAGAUCGAACCUAUUCACUCCAUCAAAGAAAGGAGACGACAGACUAAAAAACGGAGAGCUAGGGUCCGGUCGGGCGAUACCCUUAAAACAGGGAUAUUUGUAUAAGAAGAGUAGUAAGGCCCUCAACAAGGAGUGGAAGAAGAAAUAUGUGACGCUGUGCGAUGAUGGGAGGUUGACUUAUCAUCCUAGUUUACAUGAUUACAUGGAGGAUAUAAACGGCAAAGAGAUCUCACUACAAUAUGUAACGGUGAAGGUGCCCGGACAGAAGCCUAGAGGCUCAAAGUCCAUCAUCACAACUGUGCCGGGCUACAAUGGGUACAGCAGUCUAGAUCUACAUGACAGCAUCGGGGGACUGAGUCUUGGAUACAAAGACAAGCCAGUCCGCGUGACAGACAAAGCGUUGCUGUCAGCGUUCGACACGCUGAAAGAACCCGCGUCGUCGCGUCAAUCUCUCGCAUCUGAAGCUGAGGCUAAUGGUGACAAAGAUACGCCGCAUGUCAAGAAACGACAUAGGCGGAUGAAGAGUAGCGGUGUGAAAAAUAAUGGGGAUGAUGAUGCCGACGGCGGCGCUUCAUGCGAGUUCACAAUAGUGUCGCUGGACGGCAAGAGGUGGCGCUGGGAAGUAGGUGGCGCUAGCGGCGCGGCGGCGGCCGCUGAGCGAGACGCCUGGGUGUGCGCCGUAGAGGCACAGAUAUUGGCGUCUUUACAAGGGAGGACGUCCCGACUACCAGCGCCGACGGGCGCCAAUUCAACAGGCGAUGUUCGCGCCACGUACUACAUUCGGCGCGUGCACGGCAACGAUAAAUGUGCAGAUUGUGGGGCUAAUGACCCUGACUGGGCGAGUUUGAACCUUGGAGUGUUAAUCUGCAUCGAGUGCUCCGGAAUACACCGAAAUCUCGGCUCUCACAUAUCGCGCGUACGCUCACUAGACCUGGACGAGUGGCCAUUGGGUCACGUGAGCGUCAUGGUGUCUAUGGGUAACGCGUUGGCCAAUAACAUUUGGGAGGCGGAUUUACGAGGGCACAUCAAGCCUAUUGCGUCAUCUAGUCGGGAAGAGAAAGAAAGGUGGAUCCGUCUAAAAUACGAGCGGCGAGCGUUCCUGUCGUCCACCGACGUUCCGACCGGCGUGGAGGCGCUGCUGGCGGCGUCGUCGCGCGGCGCCGUGUCCGCGCUCGCGCGCCUGCUCGCCGCGCCCGCGCCCCGCGCCCCCGCGCCCGCCGAGCGCGCGCUCGCGCUGCGGGCCGCCGCCGCCGCGGGGCAGCUGCCGGCCGCGCAACUGUUGAUAUGGCACAACGGCAACCCGAACUACCCCGACGCGGACGGGCACACGUGCGUGUUCUACGCGCGCGCCGCCGCCAACCACCUCUCGGGAGUCCCCCCCCACUACCCCAAGAACCUCCAACUCCUCUGCCCCCUCCACCCCAACCCCCCUCAAGCCUCCGACAACUCUUCUAACACGAGCUCCAACUCCUCAAACAAGAGUAAUCUGAAGAAUCCUGAGCCCGAAUGCAACUGUAUAAUAUUUGAGUUGCUUAACGCUCAGAGCGCGGCCAACGCUCUAGUCGAACUUCUGAUCGGUUUACAAAAUAAUCAGUACAUGAAUGGUUACGAAGGGAAUGGGUUCAGCCAUGGGACGCUAGGCAGAGGUACAUCGCUAGGGGGUUUAGGGGGAAAUCUGUCUUUGACCAACGGGAAGUGUGGAAGUAUUGUUUAAUAAUUUAUUGGGAAUGUUACCGCGGGGCGAAUUGUUGGUAUUUUCUGUGUUUGUGAGUAAAUCGCAAUUGUAAUUUAUUUUUCGUUUAAUAAAAAUCUUAGUGAAAUGAAAGUUUCAUUACAUUUGUAGUGAGCAGUUUUUUUAUUAUAAAUAAAAUCGUGACAUUCCACGGGAAAAGGUACCUUAUGGCGCUUACAUCGCAUAUCACCGCUAUUAUAUUGGCGCGGCGUUAAUAAUAGCGUAAGCACCAACCGCCAUAGAGUACCUUUACCCGUGGACGUCACAAUUAUACAUGAAUUUUAUCUGUCAAUUUAAAGAUACUUAAAUUAUAUUCAUUAGAGGAAUUAUUAGAUAUAAAUGUAUAGUCCUCACUUAUCACAUAUCCAAUAGUUCAAAUUUUUGUUCCAUAGUAAUUUCAUACAAUGAGCUACAAACAUUUUUAGACUAAAUAUGAAUCCCACGUGAUUUUUGUAUGAAUAAUACGGAUUCGUGUUUGGAAAGGGACGAAGAUAUACGAAUCUAAUGUUAGGUCUCUUUCUGGUUAUUGGUGUUGAUUCGAAUUUUGUAACAGAGUAACUGUUAUUGACUUUAUUUAUAAUGUAAAUAUCUUGAUUGUCAAAAUGUUCAUUAUUGACAGAUAUUGUUGUCAAACUGUCCUGUGACUUCCGGUCAAGGUUUUAAACAUGGCUAUAAAGCAUAGACAAAAGAAACUGAGACGCAAGUUUUAUAGUCGUAAAUUUGACAGCUAACGUAGAUGGCGCUGUACAGCACCUUACAUUAUGCUUUAACUAGGUUGUCAAUCAUAAAGGCCCCUUAAAACGCCAUCUACUUUAACUGUAACUUUUGCGACUGCAUUUUUUUUUGCGUAUUUUGCCUAUUGGUAUAAAGUGACAAAUUGUACAACAAAACUUUUAGUGCAUAUUUAGGUUGCAUUUUUAUACCUAUACAACCAAAGUUAACCGAUUUUGUGAGUAAUAAAAAAAAAACUAUUUCUUCAUACACUUAUUUCUUUAUACAAAAUGCGACACAAACCUAAAAAUGUAACAGCAAAUGGUACCACAUUGUCGCUUGUCAUAAGGACGCCCUGACAGGUUUUUCGUAUAAAGAUACAAACAAUUUUCGUCCUUAUGUUAAGCGACAAUGUGGUACCUUUGUUGAUGUUGAUGUUUUCACUUAAUAAUAACCGUGCAAUAAUAGUUUAGCUUACAGACGAAUAGCUUUACAGUCAUCAAAUUCAAGUGUUUUGAGUCAGUUUUAAGCAUACGUCAUCGAAAACUUAUGACUUACGAGUAAACUGCAGCCAAAAUGUGACGUCCCACGGGUACCUUAUGACGGUUGGCGCUUAUGACGCGUACCAGCGUAUACUGGAGCGAUGUGAACAACAGCGUAAGCGCCAGCCGCCAUAAGGUACCAUCAUAAAUUACAAUCGUGGAUAAACGCUAAUCGUAAGGCCCAAGAUACACUUGUAAGUUUUACUUACGUAAGUAGGGACACAGCUAUACUACAGAAAGAGAGAUGAAUAUCGUUAUCUCAUUCUAACAAAUAGCUUUGUCCCUACUUACGUAAGUAAAACUUACAAGUGUAUCUCGGGUUUAAAGUAAGAAUUUAUUGUGAUAAUAGGGGUCCUAGCCAAGAUGAAUCAUUGAUAGAAAACGCCAAUAGAACCUUACAUAAUGAAUGGAAAUAGUCACGUGACUUUGUAGCAUCUGUCAUCCCGAUUUUUAGGGUUCCGUACCCAAAGGGCAAAAACGGGACCCUAUUACUAAGACUCCGCUGUCCGUCUGUCUGUCACGGCUAUAUCUCAUGAACUGUGAUAGCUAGACAAUUGAAAUUUUCACAGAUGGUGUAUUUCUGUUGCCGUUAUAACAAAAAAUACUACUAAGGGUUCCAUUUUUUCCUUUUGAGGUACGGAACCCUCGGUGGGCGAGUCCGACUCGCACAUGUCCGGUUUUUCCUCUUCGUUAGGUUUUGUCGAUGUCAUCUUAGCUAGGCAUACAGAUACGAUCGGAAACACAUGAUGUUUACAUGUUUUGAAUUUCAAUUGGCGAUUUGUUUUUGAGAUUUGGCGUGUUGAGAUAUUUCUGCUUUAUUACGGUGUUUAAUGACUGUGUUGCUAUCUUCCAUAUAUAUUCACAUACAUCACAUACAGAGCUAAAACACUCCAACUUGUACAAAACCUCUGGUAACAUCUAUUAUCAAGGUUUGAUACUGGCAAAUAAUUUAAUUUCCGUACCAUUUCAUACCUUGUAACAGUGACUCAAUGUGAAAGUCGCUAGGUACCUCAUAUUGUCACUGUGACAAGGUACCAAAUGGUACUGGAAUUAAUUUCCUUGACCGGUACAACUCAAUAGAUUAGAAAUUUUAAUAGGUAUACGUAAAAUAAUUAGGUACAAGAUCUCAGCUCAAUGCUAUUUGUAGGGUAAUUUUAGGGUAAAUAUUUUAGUGGUAAAUUGCUUACCCUUGGGUACUUAAUUCACUUAUUAUUUUUGAAUUAUUUAUUAAUAUUGAUGUUACAUUCCAUUGUUUCACAUAGUUGAAGGGUGUUAUUUUGGGUACUUCUAUGCAUCAGCAGCAGAAGUUGAUAAGCGGGCGAGGUGUUCAAAAUGAUCUUGACGCGACUUUAUUAUUAAGAGAACAAGAAGGUGUCAAGGUAAUUUUGAACACUUCGCCCGCUUAUCAACUUCUGCUGCUGUCUGUAUUAAGAGUUCGGCAAGGUCGGCCGAAUUUCACCUUCCCAUACAAACGGAGUUUCGUUCUCAUUUUAAAACUACGUGUUGGAUUGUAAUGAAACUUUGCACAAUCAAUGACAUGAGGUAUAUCUAGGUCUGUUAUUAGUUUAUAUAGCUCCAGUUUAUAAAACAAACGAAAUAUAACAAAAACAAGUUUUGUAUGAAAAACUUAAAUUAGCUGUAUUUUUUUAAGUAUGGUAUCUGAAGCUACAUAAACUAAUUACAGACAUAGAUAUACCUUAACCUAUUGUAAGUACAAAGUUUCAGAGCAAUCUAGCUAGUCGUUUUAAAAUGAGAGCGUAACUACGUUUGUAUGGAUAACAGAGCUUGCUGGGACCCAAGUUUAAAUUGGGAGACAAAAUAUAUAGUACUCACUUUUACACUCUUAACUAACUUCAAUUUAUCUUUUUAAUGUUACUGGGCAUGAUUCCACAUUAAAAAAAAACAAGGUCAUCUAUAACUAUUUUUAUUACAUAGUAAAUUAAUAAUAUCCUUCAACCCUUUAUAAGGCAUGAGGGUGUCAGAUAUUAUCCAAAAUUGAACCCUUCAAAACACAGUUCAAAAUCAUGUGGGAAAUAUAUUCCCUCUGAAACUGAAAUAAAUGUCAUAUACGAAGGAAAAAUGACCAAAGCCUCCAGUGUCCAGAGCUGAAAUUAAAAACACAAAUUAAAAUAUCUUCAUAGAAAAUAAUUUAAUUUGUUCUUAGAGUAUAUUCCCUCUGCCUUAUAAAGGCUUAAAAAAGGGUAGAAGUGGUCUUAAGUGGUCACAUGCCGAGUAAUGUUGAAAGGACUAUCCCAGGGUUAAUAAAUAGUUGAUGUGAUAUUCCUAAGGUUUCCCUUAAUAAGCCAAAUGUACUGAACCCUUCUGUGCCUACUCUAGGUAGUUAAACGCUUCCGCGCCGCAUAGUCCGAGAGCUAGUUAAGACGAGAAACUAUUUUCACGACCGACUCCUAGACUAUGAGGCGUUUUUAAAUGUAAAAUACUUCGUAUGCGUCUAUUAGGAUUAAUCAGCGAUUCUUAGAUUAUUUUGUAGUUUGUGCAUUUUUUUAAAAAGCUUUUUAUCACACUUGAUAAUUGUCGGUUUAACAGUAAUAGGUACAUUUUCAGCCGAUGUUUAAAUCGUCUUAAAACACUAACUUUUCAUGUUAUUUUGUUAUCAUGAUUUCAGCACAAAUAUUAUAAAUACGUUGUCAUAGCCAACAUAUGAUUCUAUGUACAAAGAGAUGGUUUGAUAGUUGGACAGAAACUUCUUAAAAAAAGGUAACCUUAUCGCCACUGCUGUCCAGAUUACAUUGCAAUUUCACAUGUAUUGUUUAUUAAUACGUACGUACGUACAUAUAUUGCAUAAAUAUAGGUAGCAGCGGCCAAAAAGGCUUUCAAACAUUCUUUUUUAUUACGCUAGGAUUAUUGUUUGUUACAUAGCUAACUUAGAAACUGUAGAAUUUGUAGACUGUUUUCAGUAGUUUCGCAGAAUUUAAUAUAUACCGAAAUAGGAAUCUAAACGCUUUGUCAGAAAAGUAAAGACAAAUGGGAGAUGGAAUAAACGAACAAUAGAUUUGAUGCUCAUAUUUAAAAAAAAAAAAUGCGAAAUGGUGCUCAAUUGAGUAUGGGUGGAACUUAAAAUGUCAUUCCGUUUUGCAGAGUUCUUUUCAUAGUUAAUCAGGUAGAAUUUUCGACGGUAUUGCUCGGUCUAUUAAGUUGACUAUUACUUACAUUUUUUCAAGAAAUCUAGUUUUUUUCAAUAAAUAUUUCACAAUUUCUCCUUGUUUAUAUUAAAGCGAAUAAGUUGUUUUUUUGUAAAUUUUAGCAAUAAAUCGUUUACCGACGUCAGUAUUCGAAAAUGUAAAAAAAUGCACAUUAGAAUUUACUUGCACUUUCUGUACAAUGUAUUUUUAAAAAUAUUUUUAAAUGUUGAAAUUUUAUUGAUAAUUUUAAAUUCGUUAUUUCGCCGUUCGGUUCGCAAUUUUAUUGUAUAUUAUUUUUAUAUGGUUUCUGAGUAUAAUUUCUUUUGUAUAGCCAAAGAGCUUGUUGUAAAUAAAUAACGUACGCAGCUGGGGUUACCCUUUAGUCUUUCGUUAAUGUAAUUCUUAAGAGAUUUGUUGAUGUUCUCUAUCUUGUGAAAAUAAAGUGUAUGAACACGA
Molecule: messenger RNA, 8061 nt
Organism: Cydia strobilella
Lineage: Eukaryota; Metazoa; Arthropoda; Insecta; Lepidoptera; Tortricidae
Gene: CenG1A
Product: centaurin-gamma-1A
Exons: 16
Coding region: 360-3191 (943 amino acids)
Biological process (GO): activation of GTPase activity
Molecular function (GO): GTPase activator activity; GTPase activity; GTP binding
Source: RefSeq, a predicted model, not a curated record